AUGCCAGCGCCCCUGGGCUUCCUUGGUCUGGUCCUGUUCUGGGUGCUGGCGCCAGCGACUUCAGAGAAAAUGCCAGACUCGUUGGUGGGGCAGGCGGCCUCCUGCAUGACUUCCUGCACAGGGUCAGCUGAUCCUCACCUUCCUGUGGGCACCAGAUACAUCUAUCACUUUUCCACUAACACCAGCACCAGCCUGCAGGGGGCCCAGGUGGAGGGGAGUGGCCUUGGUCUGCAAGGCUUGGUCACCCUCGAUGUGCUUGGCCCUUGUCAGAUGGCCUUACAGCUCCAGCACUUCCAGCUGACAUCCAUCCUGGGGUCCAAGGUGGAAGUUCUGAAGGAGUCAGAGAGUUUGAGCGCUGUCCUGGGCCGCGAGCCGCUGCGCUUCGUCCUGCAAGCGGGGCGCGUAGUCCGCCUGUGCCCCCGCCCCGCGGAGCCGCGCUGGGCGCUGAACGUGAAGCGGGCGGUGCUGAGCCUCUUGCAGGGUCAUCCGGGUGCCCGCGACCCCCAGACUGUGGAGGAGGUGGACAUACUGGGCAGGUGUCCCACCACGUACCAGCAAUUCGGAACCAGGCUGCACAAGACCAAGGAGCUGACGCGGUGCUCCCUGCGCAGGGCGCGCACCUCCCUGCGCUCGCAGGCCCUGCCCGCCGCCGAGGAGCCCGGCCUGGCCUCCCGCCUGACCUGCAUCCAGAGUCUGCAGGCUGGCGUGCUGCGGGAGGCCUCCUGCACGCAGCUGGACACCGCGGGGCCCCUCUCCAGGGAAGCAAAUGCUGCGCUGAUGUGGACCCUUUCCUCACUCUCCCUGCUGCGGGAGGUACCCCAGGACCCGGCUGUCACAGAACCUCCCACCUCAGAUUCAGACGGUGGAGACUUAACCCCGAGCAGCUUGCUUUAUGAAUGGGAGGAGACCCCGUCCCAAGCUACGGUGGCCACAGGGGCUGCAUCAGUGAGGAAGCUGUGCCUGGCUCAGGCCACGAGCUUUGAGGCCACGGAACUGUUCCUGACACUGGUGACUGAGCUCCGAGGCCUCUCUGCGGAUGAGCUCAUGGAACUCUGGGGACUUUCUUUUAAAUGCCGAGACAACUGGCAGCCGCUGGUGGAUGCCCUGCCCUCCUGUGGCACCGAGGCCUGCGUGGGCCUCAUGGCAGAGCUCAUCGUGUCCGGGGAGGUGGAGGCAGACGAGACAGAGGCGUGGCUCUGGUCGCUGGCCUUCGUCCCCGAGCCCACUGAUGCUAUGGUCCGCGCGCUGCUGCCUCUGCUGCAGACCCCGGGGGCCAGCUCCAGUGCCUUCCUGGGCAUCUCGGCUCUGGUGCACAACCUGUGUGUGUCUCUGGACGGGCCCUGUGAGCAACUGCCUGGCAUUGGCUCCCUCGUGAGGAUCCUGGGAGAUGCCGUGGGUGCCAACUGCACCUUCCAGGAGCCCUCAGACGCUGAUCAGCUCCUGUUCGUGCUGAAGGCCAUUGGCAAUGCUGGCCGGGCGGCCACAGCUCUCACCCCCAAGCUGAGCAUUUGUGCCUCCCUGGGGAGCUGCCCCCCUGAGAUCCGGCUGGAGGCCAUCCAAGCCUUCCGGAGGGUUCCCUGCUCUGCAGACCGGUCCGUGCUCUACAACCUGUACCAAAAUGCCGGGGAGGAUUCUGAGAUCCGCAUCAAUGCCUACCUGGCCCUGAUGAGGUGCCCGGGAAAGGAGGUAUUUGCCCAGGUGCGGCGUACCCAGGCAGGAGAGCAGUCCACCCAGGUGGGCUCCUUUGUGUGGAGUCACCUCCUGCAGCUAUUGGAGACGGACGACCCCUUGAAACAGACCCUACGGGAGGCCAUCCCUGAAGAUAUUGUCAGCCGGGAGUUCCAUCCAGAGAUGUGGAAACACUCGUCCUACUCUGACGUCACCUUCCGCUCAGCAUCAGGCAGCCUGGGAGCCAACCUGGAGGGGACCCUUCUCUUCUCCCCAGCCUCCUUCCUCCCCCGUUCUGCCACAGCCAACCUGACCAUCCAUGCUUUUGGUCAUGCCUUCAACGUUCUGGAGCUGGGACUCCGACUGGAAAAUGCCGAGGAAAUGGCCCGCAGGCUGUUUGGCCCGAAGUCAUUCUGGGGGCAGGAGGGGGAGAGACAAGCCCGGGCAGAGAAGCCCCCAGAGACAGAGCCAGGGCCCGCACCGCAGCUGGCUGACCCCGCUUGUCCAGGAGAAAGGUCCAGAAAGAUGAGAGACUUGCAGCAGAGGGUGGCCCGGAGGCGCAGGGAGAGGCAGGCGCUGAAGUGUCAGCUGAGCAUGAAGGUGUUCGGGCAUGAGCUGAGCUUUGUGAACUGUGGGGCGAUGGGGAGCCACGUGACGCACCAGUCCCUGAACCUGGCUGAGCUUGCCAUCAAGCUCCUGAAGGGCCAGGAGGUGCAGGUGAACCGGAGGCUGAACCUAGCGAUGGAGGAGCUCACCUUUCCCACCAUGUCUGGCCUCCCAGCCCGCUUGACCCUCAAUGUCUCGGCGGCCAUCAGCAUCCGGGUCCGAGGGACAGCCGACUUCCAGAGGCACUCAGAUUUCUCUGUGAAUGGUUAUGUCAAGCCCAGCGCCCUGCUCCACAUCUCAGCGCAGAUGGGCACAGUGGGUGCCCUGGGGCAGGCCGGGCUGAGGUGGGUGACUGGUGUCCGCGGCACCGCCAGCCUGGAUGGUGGGAUCCGGGCGAGGAAGGGCCAAGACCUCAGGGUGCAUCUAAACACACCGGAGGAGGUUGUGGAGCUGCUCCGCUUCAGCUCUCAGCUGUAUCUCGUCACUGGGGAUGGCGUGAGGAGCCUCAGUCACGUUCCCAGCCCUUCCGAGGCCCAGUCCUGUACCAGCAAGGAAGCAUCCCACACCUGGGGCUGGCAGCUCUGCACUGAGAUGUGCUGGCCGGCGCCCGACCAGCCCUACCUGCUCUGGGUGCCUGUGUUAGCAGCUGUGACCCUGAAGAAGCAGGACCGGGGGCUCCAACAGUAUCUGCUGGAGGCUGCCUACACCCUCCACCCCCAGAAGGACUGCUGGCUCCCUCAGGAAGCCUCAGCUCACAUCUUCAUGGGCACGCCCGGAUCCAAAGUGCCCAGGGACGUCGGGGUGGACGUCAGCUACAGCUGGCCUCAGGGGAAGUUCCGUCUCAAGCUUCUCCAUCCCAAGAAGAGAAUUGAGCUGGAUGGAAAGAUCGAGACUGUCCAGAGGGCCCGCAUGGGUCACCUGGAAUUGAUCCUGGAUGAAAGGGACGUCUACUACAUCAAGGGCCGGAGCAACCUGUGGCCAGCAGUGGGCGGCGAGGCCCAGCGGUUUGAGGCCCAGCUGGAGGCGAGACUGGUGACAUCGGGCAGCCCUGUGGUCCUCGCCGGAAACCUCAGCCGGCAGGCGGGCAGCCGGCUUGCCUUCUCCGUGUCACUGAGCAACCUGCUGGGUGAUGAGGCCCACGUGUCAGCACUGCUGGAGAAGGAGGUGAAGGACGGGCUGCAGGUGGUGUCCCUGGAUGUUGAGCUCUUCGUUCCGGAGCUCGUGGGGCUGCGUGCCCUGGGCCAGCUGCAGCGGCGGGGCCACCUCUGGACCAGCUACCUGAGGAUCAAGUACGGCCUCCGGGGUCAGGCAAAGCAGCUGGCCCAGGAGUGCAGCACCAGCCAGAAGCUAUGGGCAGAGGGCAGCUCGGAGGCCGCCUACAAGCUGGAGCUGAACCACAAGCUCCACUGCACGCAGAUCCCAGCGUUCAGUCACAAGGUCCAGCUGCGGCAUGAGGAGGUCUCGGGCCACCUGCACUGGGAGCUGGAGGCGAGCUAUGGGAAGCACUGGGAUGACAUCCGCAACAGGAGGCGCCUCCGCAUCCUCCAGACCUUCCAGAAUGACUCGGGCCCAGCCCUGAGCAAUCACUUCCUGGAGUUUGUGCUGCAGGUGCCGGAGAAGCAGGUGGAUUACCGAAUGCACCUGCAUCACCUGAGCCUCCGCCACCCCCACGUGGAGACCAGCGCACACCUGAAGGUGCAGUACAACGGGCGGCUGCCCUUCGUGGCGGGCCUGCAGUGGAAGGACACGUCCCGGGCCGCCCUGUGGAGGUGGGAAGGAGCCUUGAACCUGAAUAGUCCCUGGCUGAUGGUCUCCACGGCUCACAGGCUGUAUUGGCCUAACCGAGCCACGUUCCAGGCUGUGUUGGAGCUGACGCUGGGCAAGGCCUGGACCCUCAAGAAUUUGGUGAUAAACGUGGCCUGCAGGGGCCAGGGCCUCCAGAGGCAUGGCAAGAUCCGCGUUUACACGCCAGCAACCACCUACCUCCGGGUUUCCACGGUGACAGCCUUGGCACAGAGCCUCUUUAGCAGCCGGAGUGAAAUAGAAUCAGCCUGGAGCGCAGCGGUGCAGAGCGAGAUUCAUGCUGAGAACAGCCGGGACCGUAAGAUCCUGCGCUGCUGGUUGAAGGGCCCCCAGCGGGAGCUGAACCUAACGGCCGCCUACAGGCACACGGAGCAGCCACGGAAGAGUCAUGUAUCGCUGACGGCUCUGGGGACCAGUGCCAGGGGCCAUCCCGAGGGCCUGCAGCUGGAGGGCAUACUGGAAGAGCUGGUUCGAGACAGGAGCUUGUACUGGAAGCAGGGGACCUUCUCCCUUCGGCACCCCUGGACCGUGCCCUUCCUCCCGCAGCACAUUCUCCUGCAGGAGACCUUCACGGCCGACCGGCAGCACCAGCGUUACUCCCUGGAGACCAGGGUGGUCCUGGAUGCCCAGGAGGAGACCCUGCAGACCGUGAUCCUGGGCUACCAGGCCGGGCACCCCUAUGUCUGCGCGGGCCUGACCCACCCGUACGACGACAGGGUCAUCCCCAGGAGCUUGGACGGGUGCGUGGUUUCGUGGAAUCAGUACCUGGCUAAGAACAGAGGUGUCGAGGCCACUCUGAGAGUCAGCCAGAAAGUCCUGCUGCACUUGAAGGCUUUGCACCACAACAGAUCUCGGCACGGUGAAGUCUGGCAUAACCUGGCCCUGGACGUGACUCACUCCUUCCAGCUGAGGUUUCCCCAAGCCCUGAAUGUGGACGGGGACAUUGUCUUCAGACAGAGGCACGAGGGAGCAUUUGACUGUGGUCUGGAUGCCCGAGCUACCGUCAACCACAACGUCACGUCCCAGGUCUUGGUCCAGCUGAACGGAUCUGACUCCCACUCGGUGGUUUCCUUCCAGCUCAGACGUCCCCGUGGACCCACGUUUCCUCCAAACUUACAGGUGCAGGCAGCUGUCCGGCGUUACAGAGAGCGCAGCCUCGACGGCUCCCUGUCUGUGCACGUGUCUGGUGAGGAGCUGAUUCUGCUGGAAGCCAGUGCGAGCCAGGACAGCCGGAGGAACACCCGGGGCUGGGGUGUGAACGUCCUCCUACACCAGGAGGUCCUCAGAGCCCCCAGGGCUGUUCAGCUGCAGCUCUCCAGCAAGAUCGCCCCAGCCAGGAUCUGGCUGUUUUCCAAAGCCCUGCUAGACCAGAACACAGUGCAGCUCUUCCUCAAGGCCUCCGAGGAGCGGAGGGGAGGCCGGGUCCUGACUCUGCGGAGCCAAGCCCAGCACACAGUGGCCGCCUGGGCAGCCCUGCCCCGUCUUCUGACCCUCGUGGGGGUGCUGAAGCAGAAGGAGGUGCUCAGAGAGGGUACCAUCAAGGUCACUGCAGACUCAGCCAUGCUGGGGCUGCUCUUGCGGGACAAGCAUGAGAGGGCAGGGAACAGCACCAGCGUGCACAGUGUGACCUGCAUCCUUGCCCAGAACAGCAGCCAGGCCUUGCCAGGAGAGCUCCAGUUGAGGGGGCGGCUGCAGGCCCAGACGGGGAGCCUCGGGGGCCAGGCCAGCCUCCGUGCAGACUCGGCCAUCCUGGCUCUGGGCGGGGUCUGCACCUGGGGCCCCGGGCACGGCCAGCUCUCUGGCAGCCUGAGUCAGAACAUCAGCGCUUUGAGUGAGGCAGGGCUCUCCUCCGAGGCCGGGAUGCUCCUGUCACACACCCACGUGGCUUCCAAUUUCUCAGUGCGGGCGAUGCUGCGAAGUUCCGGGGGUCAGCUGGAUGCGGCCCUUGGCCUGGAGGGCGUGGCCACCAGCACAUCAGGCAGCCAGCUCCGCGCCAGCCUCCGCCACACGGUGCCCGGCCUCGGGCGCUGGGGCCUCCCCUUCUCCAUGGAUGGCCGUGGACACUUGCAGGUCAACUGCAGAGGAGGAACCAGCCCCACGAAGCUCAUUGGACAGUGCAGGGGUGGCCCUUCAGGUCAGCCUUGGCGAGUCUCCGCGGACGUUGACAGCAGCCGCACUGGCUUUGAGAAUUCAGGACGCAUCUCUGCAGGGUCCACGUCUCUGAACUACUCCGUGAGCUGCCGUCACCGCGAUGGGCGCCUGGAGUUCUCUGGUUGGAGCGAGCACGACAGCUGGGCCCUGCGGCAGGCGGGGUUCCCGGGAGAGGCCCGCCUUGGCGCUGAGCUGCAGAUGCAGAAGACCCAGACGCAGGCCUGUGUGGUCCUCCAAGGCAGGGACGGUGGGAUCAGCAUGGACGCGGCAGCCCUGGUGGCCCAGCCAGUGAAUGGCCCCCUGGAGCUGGUGGUGAAUGUCAGCCACACGGCACCUCUUCUCCGGAGGCUGGGCCUGCCCUUUGCCAGCCAGCUCAUGUUCCGGGAGCUCUGGGAAAAGGAAGAGAUGCAUGCUUCCCUGAAGCUGACGUGCGAUUCUCAAACCAGCCUGGUCCUCAACGUCCACGGCCACAACCAGGCACUCAGCAAAGAGCUGCGGCUCUCCGGCCGGCAUCACGUCCCUGUCCUCCUUGGCCGCUGCCCCAGCAGAGCCUCCGCCUCAGCGAAGCUACGAUACUCCGAGGGUGGAGCCAAGGGCACAUUUGUGUUGAUGGUGGAGGAGCAUCACUUCCACAUGGGCGCCGGGCUCACAGCUGCUAAGAACACCCUUACCAACAUCAUCAAGCUGGAGCAGACCUUCCCCCAGUUCCAUGCCCUUCCUGGGGAGCUGGUCCUUCAGACCUCAUAUGAGCGAGCCCGUGACACCCGAGUCCUGCAUCAUGUGGUGCUGUGGGACGGGCAGGGCCUGGCCCUCAAUGGGAGCCUCUCCGGGCCCUUCCUCAAGCCCACCGGGACCCGUGGUCUGCAGGUGGAGCUCACCCACCCGCUGCCCCUCCCCCUGCCACGGCACUGCCGCUUCCGCCUGACCUCCGAGCAUUCGACACGCCGUCACCAGGAUGACCUGGUCGUGGGCUGGGACGGCAAGGACCAGGUGGCGUUGUCCUCCUCUCUGCGGCUGGGGAAGGGCAAGCUGGCCGCCCACCUGGCCCUGGCUCACCCCUUCGGCCUCUCCUGGCGGCGGGCCGAGGCCAGCGGCCUUGCUGAGAGCAGGGGCGGCAGGCAGAGCUGGCAGGUACAGCUUGCCUGGAAUGGAGGGCAGCCACUGGCCUUGCAGCUCACCUGGGCCAACAGGUCCUCAGCGCAGAGCGCCUCCUGGGACGGCUGCAUGGCCGCCUACCCUGGGCAGCUCCAGGACACCUGGGGCCUGGGCACCCUCAGGGCCUGUGGGGCCUUAACGCAGACCCCAGCUGUGUUCAGCGAGUGGCUGGAUCUGUCCUGGGACGCACGCCGGGUACAGCAGAACCUGACAUAUGAGAGGCGCCAGCCAUCCCUCCCAGACAAGAUCCAUGCAGAGGCCAUGCUGGAGCGCAUCCUUGGGGCCCCCUGCCCCACGCAGAGCUUCCGGGGAGACGUGGAGACCGACCAUGCCCACUGGCUGCGCCACUCCCUGCAGCUGGGGCUCUGCCACCUGCCCAGGGCCCUCGCGGUCUCCGGGGAGCACACCCUGGGCAGCGGUGAGCUCCUGCUACACUCCAGAUGCCAGCUGGGCCUCGCCCCAGACCCAGAGCACGGCCUGCACCUCAGCCUGAUGCUCCGCAACCACAGCAGGCCCCGGACGCAUGACUACUCCGGGGAGCUGGAGCUCCGUGGCCCCAAAGCUCAGUGGCUUGGCCUCCUGGGCCGCAUCUCCACCUCGGCUUCUCGAAGCCUGGUCCAGAUGGAGGGAAGCGUGGCCGACGGGGAUGAGAAAGUGAGGCUGUCAGUGUCUCGGGCCCCAAACUGCCUCCAGGCCUCGGUGGCCCAUGAGGAAGGGAGCCAAGAGGAGAGCGUGCUGCUGCGGGCCUGUGCCCACAGGCGGGUGGCGGAAGUGGAGGCCCUGCUCCGGGACCGAGGGCAGCCCGCCCAGCCGCUGGUUCACCUGACCCUGCAGGCUGCCAGCCAGAGCCUCCGCCUGACCGCACGCGGCUGCCAGGGGACCCUGCUGGGCCACGUGGAGUCCAGGGUAGCUGCUCUCGGGUCCCAGGUGCAAGCCCGGCUGGAGGAGAGGAUCCACAGCUUGGACGCCUACGUGAGAAGGUUCCAGCGCCUGGUGCAGCCAGCGGGCGCCCUGGACGGCCUUGCUGACCCGCUUCUGCGGCUGUGCCAGGCGGGGCUGGGGGCCAUGCGGGAUGGCGGCCGGGCAGUGGCUGCGCUGUGGGGCCUGAGCCCAGCCGGGUGGGCGCUCACCCACCAAAUGCCACUCUCCCUGGAGAGGCUGCAGACGGGGCUGGAGCAGCUGCGGAAGGAGCUAGAACGGCCCCUGGCCACGCUGAAGGAUGCCUACCUGGAGGUGACGGUGCGGCCCCUGGACGACGUGUGGCGGGAGCGGGCGGAGGCAGCCCUGCAGCAGCUACAGGCCUGGGUGUCCGGGACGCCAGGCACCUGGGGGUCCGGGCCCCUCGGGGCAGCGCUGGAGGCCACAGGGGGUGCCCUGGAGCUGGCCGCCCACCAGAUGCUGUCUUGGGCUGACGCCGCGCUCUCACGGGCACUGAGGCAGCUCUGCAGACCCCUGUUGGACAUGUACAGCUUCUCGGCCAGGGACCGCUCGGUGGUGGUGACGCUGCCGAUGCUGCCGGCAGGGGACGAGCCCCUGGAUGUGGCCCGCGUGACCAGCCACCUGGUGGAAGAGCUGCUGCUGCGGCCACUCAGAGCGCUCUACAGGACCAGCGUGCUGGCCGAGUACCACCGGCUCAAACGCGGCCUGCUGGGGGCCCCCUCUGGAUACCACGCCGUGGUGGCUGGGGCCAGGUACGUGGUGACCUUUGACGGCCGGGUGUGGGGCAUUGGUGACCACUGUGGCAGCCUGCUGCUGGCCCAGGACUUUGCUCACGACACCUUCUCGCUGACGCUAAACCGGGCGGGCUCGGGGCUCACCUCGCUGACCAUGGGGCUGGACCACACCAUCCUUGCCCUGUACCCCAGCCUGAAGACCUACAGACUGUACAGCAACUCCCUGCCCGGGGAGAGCUGUCUGGAUGGGGACCUGCCUCCCGCCAAGACUGGGAGGGACGACCCGAGGAUUGAGCUGACCAGUGAGGACGGCGUCUCCAUCACCUGUGACGUCCGUGCCGGCCUCUGCGGCCUGACUCUCAGCGUCUGGCAGCAUGGCCUGUCCGCCGGCCUUCUGGGCACCAAUGACAACGAGGCCAGCAAUGAGAUGAUGCUGCCGGACAGCACGCUGGCCAGCAGCCUGGAGGAGUUCACCCAGGCCUGGCAGCUGGCUGGUGACUGCAGAGCCGUGGAGAAAACUCAGCCGGUGUGCCCGGAACAGAGCCCCAUCUGCCGGGCCACCUUCCACGAUCCCCACUCCAGCCUGGCGAGCUGCUUCGGAGUGGUGGACCCAACACCCUUCCUCAGCCUGUGCAUCCGGGACACCUGUGGCACCCAGCAGCACCAGCCUGCUUGCACCCUGGCCGCCGCCUACGUCCACCUGUGUGCCAGGGGCUUUGUGCCCGUGGACCCGCCUCCACAAUGCGUUUGAGAUUCUGCCUGAGCCAGCACCAGGCUUGCCAAAGAUCUCAGACUCCCUCUCCCUCGGCCACAAUCCCGUCUCAUCCAGCAAGGUCAAGAUUCUCGUGUGGGGUAGAAUGAUGAACAUGAAACACCAGGAAGUCAGAGAAGAUCAGGACUGAGAUGGAUCCAGCAAAGAAGGGCUGUUAGUGAUUUUGAAAUACCUCUGGGGGCGAUGGAGCCCACACUGGUCUGGAUAAUUCUCCAUCUCCCUCAACACCUGCCCCGUGAUCCAGCAGACAGCCUGGCCUGCUGGAUCCUGCUCUGGAGAGGGGAUGCCACUUCGGAACUGUUCUUGCCUGCGCUAUUUCUUCACUUGCCCGGCUGCUAUUUCUGAAGCCUCUGCUAUAUGAGUCAGGCUGCCCCGGGUCUUCCUAGCUUGGGAUCAGCUUCCCCUGAGGGAUGAGGUUCCUUGAGGGGAACAGAUGGUCCCAAAUCCCUUAAUCAAGGCUUGGUUGGGUGCUUCCCUCUUGGCAUAGAUCCUAAUUCUAAGGCUGAAUGUUCCAGGGGACCAGUUUCCAUGGACCUGUGCUCUGGGCAUUCAGCCCCCAAGGGUACAGCCUGCAGAGUUGUUCACUUUCUUUGGGAGAAGGUGUUUCCCUUGAAAAAAUAAAGCUGGCAGAAUCCAA
Molecule: messenger RNA, 10465 nt
Organism: Cervus elaphus (red deer)
Lineage: Eukaryota; Metazoa; Chordata; Mammalia; Artiodactyla; Cervidae
Gene: APOLTP
Exons: 69
Coding region: 1-9807 (3268 amino acids)
Biological process (GO): lipid transport
Molecular function (GO): lipid carrier activity
Source: RefSeq, a predicted model, not a curated record